AUGAAUUCGGCACACCAGACAGUGAGUUAUUUCUUAUCAUCGGUUCUGGAUAUUUUACAUUUCUAUGUAUAUCCGGAGUUAAUUUCAUUACCAGCUGAUAUAGCAAACACAAGAACACCACAUGGACCUGAACAAAGUCAUAAACUAAUCGUUGAUUCCACUUUUAUUGCAGUACCUGAACCUUCUAAUUCAGAAGAACGCAAAGCAUAUUAUCAUGCAAAAAGUUCAACAAAUUAUGCAUUAAAAGUUCAAAUAGCCUGCGAUUUUCACCAUCGAAUUGUCUAUGUGUCCGAAUGCUAUCAUGGAAGUGUACACGAUAUUACAAUCUUAAGCGAGUCAGAUCUAUUAGAACAUGUAAAUGAUUCUGUACAAAUUAUUGCUGACAAAGGAUACAUUGGUGAAGAAAAUGUAGUUACUCCAAGGAAAAAACUUCAUGGACGUGAAUUAACAGAUGAAAACAAAAGUUUUAAUCGCGAGAUUAAUAGUGCAAGAGCAGCUAUUGAAAAUAUUAAUCAACGUCUUAAAACUUAUGCUAUUGUUGGUGGUUUGCAACAGUUAAAACAACGAACAACAACAUUUAAUCAAAUGAUUCAUCAACGUCUUUAUCCAUCACGAUGGACAGCAAGUACAUUAAAUUCUUCACAAAUUCGUCGUACAACUGUUCUACGUUCAAAACAUCUUUCAUCAGCAUUUAAUUAUGGUGAUCAAUCAGAUAAAUAUUUAACUACCAAAAUAAAUGGUUGUGAUCUUGAUAAAGCUCUUGAAAGAUAUAGAAUUUAUGAAAGAAGAUUAAUUGAUAUUAUUCCUCCACAAACAACAACAACAACGAAUGAGAAUUCAAAAAUAAAUGAUAAAUCUUCAAAAUGUGAAAAUUGUUGUUGA
This is a messenger RNA of Rotaria sp. Silwood2, 882 nucleotides long. The record is from the annotation of a GenBank genome assembly. NCBI's taxonomy places the organism in Eukaryota, Metazoa, Rotifera, Eurotatoria, Philodinida, Philodinidae.